AUGUAAAAUGAAAUAGCUAUGUUAAAGAUGCAAAUGGGUAUAAUGGAGAAGGAUUACAAAAGGAGAAUCCAGACAUUGGAAGACCGGAACAUUGACUUAACCAUGCGAUUGGAGGAAACCAGAAGGAGUGCAGAACAACGAGUGGAUAAUCUGUAUAAGGAGAUGAAGCAAUCAGCCAUUUCAACUGUGAGUGAGCCCAUCAUCAGAUACGAAUAUAUAAAGACUCCUCAGGCCUCGUCUGUAAAGUCAUUGAGUAAUUUCAAUAAUCAAUCUCAAUCAUCAUCAUAAUCAAAUCGUCAGUUGGAAAAUCUCAAUCUUGUUUUGGAAACCAAAAUGCAAGAAAUCAAGGCAUUGGAAGAAAGGCUAUUGUUGUUGAAACAGCAACAUCAACAACAGUAAGAUUAGUUAACAUAGCAUUACGAGAAUAUCUUGAAGACCAAAGUCAAGAAUGAAUUGGCAGCAGCAAAUGUGCAACAUGAAAGACAGAUGUAAUAGAAUUAAAUUGAUAUUUUCAAUAUGCAAUACAAAAUGAAGGCUUCUGAUGAGAGGUUUAAGAAAAUAAUUGAUGACAAGGAUAAAUUGAUUGAAGAAUUAUAAUUUAGAAUCUAAGAACUAGAAAAUAACGAUUUGAAAGAUUAGCUGAAUUUAAUGUAAUAAAACAACAUUCGAUUAACUGAAGAAUUCAAUAUGAUGAAGAAGGAUUUUAAGGCUGAGUUAGAAUUGCUUAAUGAUAAACAUUAGGGCGAUUUACAACUUGCCUUCUAACAAGGUUUUGAGCAAGGGGAUAACAAUUAGAAGGCUUAGAACGAAUUGCAAAAAGUUAAUGGUUUGUACAAAUAGGCAAAUGAUAAGGCUUUGAAAUUGGAAGCUGAAAACAGAUAAAUUAACUUGCUCUUAUCAACUUAUCAAUAAGAAAUCCAGGAAUGGAAAGACAAAUACCAAACCACCAUUAUUAAACAAAAAGAGGAAAUCGAAAAGCUUAGAUAGAGUUUUGAUCGCUAAAAGAAGGAGCAACUGGAUCUAACCUUUAAUGCAGAAUACUUGCAAGAGAAGAAUAAGUUGCUAUUUUAAUUAGAAUAGUGUAACAAGCAAAUUUAAUAGCUUUAAUAAAUUAAUGAAAAGAAUGAGAAGGAACUAAAAUAUUAUUAUAGUGAAUCAUUUAAUGCUUCCUAAUUGAAUAAUGAAAUAUAAUAAUUACAAAGGCAAUUGUAAAUUAAUGCUAGUGAUUUUGAAAAUUAUAAAAAAAAGUCAGUCAAAAUUGAAAAAUAAUAGUAGGAUGACAUCUCAAGAUUAACUUUGGAAUUAAAAAAUAUAAAGAAUAAUUUGGCAAAUAGCACAGAAGAUAGACACAAGGCAUUAUAAGAAAAAUAAAUUGAAAUUAAUCAAUUAAAUAAUUAAAUCUAUGAAUUUGAAUAAUAAAACAAUAAUUAUCUAAAUGAAAUAGAGAGGCUGAAAAAAGAAAUUAAAUAGUAGAAAUAAUAAUAUUAAUAAUAAAUAGAACAAAAGAAUGAGGAAAUAAGUUAAUUAAAUGAAAAAAUCAGUUUAUUAUCUAUGGAAAGGUAUAACUUCGAAUAAUAAUUAACCAAAUAAAAAUCAUAGAGUGAAUAAUAAAUGCAAAAUCUAUAAAAGAAUCUAAUAUCAUAAAAUGAAAUAAUCGAUUAAUUAAAUCAAGAAUUGGAAGAAGAAAAGAACAAUACAUAAUAUCAAGAAUAGAGCUUCAAAAAAUAAAUUUAGUAACUAAAUUCCUAAAUUAAAGAGUUGUAAUAUUAGAAUGAAUAAUUAAUUUAGGAGAUCCAAAACAUAUAAGAUCAACUUUCUUCUUAUGAAUAAGAAAUUUAAAAUUUCGAUUUAGAAAGGAAAAAGAAGCAAGAAUAAAUUGGAAAUAUGGAGAAAAAAUAUAAAAAUGCAAUCGAGGAAUUGUAAAUGAAGGAGGAUGAAUUAAAUGAAUAGACUUCCAAUCAUUAUAAUGAACUGGAAUAACAAAAGUCUGAUUAUUCUAAAUAGUAUGAGUAGUAAAGGAAAGAAGUACAAAAAUUAGUGAAUCAAGUUUAAGAUAGAGAAAUCUAAAUCUAAUAAUACCAAGAUUAGCUAUUAAAAUAAUAAUCUGAAGCCAGUAAGUUAAGAAAUCAAGUUUAAUUAUUGCAAAACGAAAACAAUGAAUUGGAGUAGCAGAUAAAGAAAUAACAGAAUUAAUUCUAAAAUGAAGUCGAUAAACUAGGAGAUCAAGAAAUGCAAAGACCCUCUUUAUUAGAAAGACAUUCAUAAAUGAAUUAUUGA
Molecule: messenger RNA, 2277 nt
Organism: Paramecium octaurelia
Lineage: Eukaryota; Ciliophora; Oligohymenophorea; Peniculida; Parameciidae
Source: the annotation of a GenBank genome assembly